Morus notabilis is the source of this 965-nucleotide messenger RNA. Its product is annotated as coatomer subunit zeta-1. The record is from RefSeq and is a predicted model, not a curated record. The transcript is spliced from 6 exons. Bases 146 to 679 code for a protein of 177 amino acids. NCBI's taxonomy places the organism in Eukaryota, Viridiplantae, Streptophyta, Magnoliopsida, Rosales, Moraceae. Gene Ontology annotation, biological process: retrograde vesicle-mediated transport, Golgi to endoplasmic reticulum; intra-Golgi vesicle-mediated transport; intracellular protein transport. Gene Ontology annotation, cellular component: COPI vesicle coat.
AUCGGUAAAAUUGUAUUGUUUAAUUCCGAGAAGUGAAACGCAAAAAAUUUGCGAAAUUUCGCAGGCGUUGCUGCUGGGAAAGGCUCUGCUCCAACCAGAGUCCAAAACAUUUUCCUGGAAAAUUUAUUACAGAAAGAAAGCAAACAUGGAGACUUGCCCAUCUGUGAAAAACAUUCUCCUCCUCGAUUCUGAAGGGAAGCGCGUCGCUGUCAAGUAUUAUUCAGAUGACUGGCCAACAAAUAGUGCAAAAGAAGCUUUUGAAAAAUCUGUAUUUACCAAGACCCAAAAGACUAAUGCACGGACCGAAGCGGAGAUAGCAAUGUUUGAGAACAAUAUCGUUGUUUACAAGUUUGUUCAAGACCUUCAUUUUUUUGUUACUGGAGGAGAAGAUGAAAAUGAGCUCAUCUUAGCUACAGUUCUUCAGGGAUUUUUCGAUGCAGUUGGCUUUCUCCUUAGAGGCAAUGUAGAUAAGAAGGAGGCACUUGAGAACUUGGAUCUCAUUCUAUUAUGCCUUGAUGAAAUUGUUGACGGCGGCAUUAUCCUCGAGACUGAUGCGAAUGUUAUCGCUCAAAAGGUGGCAAGUCACAGUAUGGAUGCAGGGGCGCCAUUGUCUGAGCAGACAAUAAGUCAAGCAUUGGCAACUGCUCGUGAACAUCUAGCAAGAUCCCUUCUUAAAUGAGAACCGUGAGAUGUGUGGAGAGGACCAAGGAGGGUGACCAACUCUGUUUUUGCAUUUUCCAGUUCCAUCAUAUUUGAUGUACUAUAUUCUUCAUGAGAACCAAAUGUGUUAUAUGCCAUUACUUGCGAUGCUGCUACUUACCAAUAUUAGAGUUUCAUUUCUUGUGAUAGCAUUAUCUGAUUUUGCUCAAUUUUAUCGUCUAUUGUAAACUUGAUUGGACACAGAAAAACACAAUGGUCAAAAAGUUCGAAAUUAUAAAGGUUCUGACUUGAGGUUUCGUGAGACC